AUGCCUGGGAGCGACCUUGCUUUCAUCGUGAAGCUUCCAUUACUUACCUUACCACCUACUACCCUAUCACACCACCCUGUGCGCAAAGAACACAUUCCUAGCACCCAGCUCUUGAGAGCGCAUAUUGAUCUUGACAUCGACAUCUCCUCAUCUCCCGCUCCCGCACCCGUCAAAAUGGUGUGCCCGAUCAGCGUCACCAAGUUCGUCGGGACCAUAUCCCUCGGUCUCCUCACCAAACAUGCCACCCGAUUUCCCAACCACAACGCUUGUCACCCUACUGACGUGCCAGCCCCAGGGCAUCUCGUACAACAUCUCCGCCAUCACGCUCCCGUCUCUCGCGCUCCUCCCGACACCGCCUCGUCCGCCUCGCGCACCCUCGCCCAGAUCCAGACCGCCACCACCCGCCACGUCCUCACUUUCGCAUCCGUCUCCUCCCUCUCGCUCAUCACGUGCUACAGCCUCGCUUCGGCCCGGGGUAAGCAUCCAUACCUGCUCUGGACCGCGUUGAUGGCCUUCCUGGCCGGCCAGGGGCUGGAGUAUUAUUACAACGGAUUGGACCGGUUUCCGACGCUGAGGAAGAGCGCUUCUUCCGAUCGGGGUGCGAGAUCGUAUGUCAUGGUGGGAGAUGAGGAUGAGGCGAGCGUCAAUGGUGAGAAGGUGGAGAUGGAGAUGAGCAGGGAGAGGAGGGUGCAGGCGGUGAGGGCGUUGGUUAGCGGGCUCGGGUUCGCCAUGGGCGUGGUGGGUAUCUGGGGAGAUGGCUCCUAG
This is a messenger RNA of Endocarpon pusillum Z07020, 765 nucleotides long. RefSeq lists its product as uncharacterized. The record is from RefSeq and is a predicted model, not a curated record. The transcript has 3 exons. The coding region runs from base 1 to 765 and encodes 254 amino acids. Gene Ontology annotation, cellular component: mitochondrion. Lineage: Eukaryota; Fungi; Ascomycota; Eurotiomycetes; Verrucariales; Verrucariaceae. Gene Ontology annotation, biological process: autophagy of mitochondrion.